CUUUCUGCUCUCUUUUUUUAAAAAAAUAAUAUAUAGAUUUCUAGUCUUUUUUUUUCUCCUCUUCUAUUCUUUCUUAUGAUAUGGCAAAAAGCUCAUAUGUAUUUACUUUACCCGAGGUAUCAUUAGACAAGGAUGAUACAUUCUCAAGAGAUUUGUUACGUCAAUUUGAUAAAAAAAGAUCUCGACUUCAUUUUGAAUUAGGCUUAUUGUCAGAGGAACCUUCACCGGAAUCAUCGACAAUCGAAGAACAAGAGCAAGAACAAGAACAACCAUCAGAAAUAGGAGAACAGACAUCAUCAAUAAGAGAAAUACACGAGGAACAAAGUAGAUCUUCAGCAAGUGAUUUAUUACGUAGAUCAUCCGCUUUUUUAAGAUCUAAAUUUGAUUCUUUUAAAAGAGCAAAUAGUAGUAAUAGUCAUCUAGGAUCAAAAAGAUCCACUGAUUCAUCUUUACAACAACAACAACAACGUCUUCCCACUAAACUAAUCAUGAAGACAACCAUUGCCAUUCAAUCAUCAUCUUCUCAACAACAACAACAAGUGAGAACACCCUUUAUACCUCCUACAAUUACCCAAUAUCCUCCAAAACCACUAGUUUAUUCACCUGUAGAGCCUAUUUAUGAUCAAGCACAACAAUCACAACACACCACUAAACAAUUAUUUCAUCGUCUAUCUAUGCCACUCAUCAAAGCAUAUCAUCAUUCUGAACCACAUCCUAAUAGACCGACUAGAAGACGAUCCGAACCAGACAAUCACAAUAAAUACAAAAAGAAAUAAUAGAUGCCAUUAUUACUCCUCUUUACUCUCUCUCCUCUAAUUGACAAAAUACCAGCCACACCUUUUAUGCUUUUUCAUUUUAUGAUUAUUAUAUAAAUAAAAGAAAGACCUUUUUCUUUUUUAUGUUCCAAAAAUUGACCAGCAAAACUAAUAAGUAGAGCUUCACUGGUACUAGAUGUAUAUUUUGGGUUCGGCGGUUACUCAUCAGUUGGUACCUCACUUGAGUAAGCA
Messenger RNA from Rhizopus microsporus ATCC 52813, 1007 nucleotides. RefSeq lists its product as uncharacterized. Bases 81 to 776 code for a protein of 231 amino acids. The record is from RefSeq and is a predicted model, not a curated record. The transcript is spliced from 2 exons. Lineage: Eukaryota; Fungi; Mucoromycota; Mucoromycetes; Mucorales; Rhizopodaceae.